This is a messenger RNA of Sebastes umbrosus (honeycomb rockfish), 5424 nucleotides long. RefSeq names its product Ras protein specific guanine nucleotide releasing factor 1 (gene rasgrf1). Gene Ontology annotation, molecular function: guanyl-nucleotide exchange factor activity; protein binding. Bases 428 to 4204 code for a protein of 1258 amino acids. NCBI's taxonomy places the organism in Eukaryota, Metazoa, Chordata, Actinopteri, Perciformes, Sebastidae. The transcript is spliced from 27 exons. Gene Ontology annotation, cellular component: plasma membrane. Gene Ontology annotation, biological process: Ras protein signal transduction; positive regulation of GTPase activity. The record is from RefSeq and is a predicted model, not a curated record.
UUCACCCAGCUCUGCCUAGCUCAGCACCAACACCAAGCACCAAGCCUCUACUGCUUUCUGGAGAUUUCAUGAGAGAAAAGGGACGAACCCAGAAACCCCCCCUUUUCCCUCUCAUCUUGCGUUGUUUAGACUCUUUUUUUCCCCACCUUUCUGUCUUUUCUAUCGGAUAAUGUGGACCUCUAAAGCGUUGGGAGUAUAUGACAAAAGAUUUUAAGGAUGCUGGACUUGUGCUGCUCGUUUCCUUCCUCUUCUUCUUUGACUUAAAUGCCAACGCAACGGUGAAUGCAGUGGACGAGCCUGCUGCUGCUGCUGCUGCAGACAAGUCUUGUCUUUCUUUGAUUUUGAUUUUUUCUUCAGAAGGAUGUAAAAAACGACAGUGCGCAAAAAGCUGAAGAAGAAGAAGAAGUCUCCUCGUCUCCUCCUCAAAAUGCAGAAGGGAAUACGACUUAAUGAUGGUCAUGUCACCUACCUGGGGCUUUUGGCGAAAAAGGAUGGUACGAGGCGAAGCUGCUUGAGCAAGAAGAGCUCAGACAACACGAAAUGGCACACAAAGUGGUUCGCUUUGUUACAGAAUAUGCUCUUUUAUUUCGAGAACGAGUCCAGCUCUCGACCCUCGGGAUUAUACCUGUUGGAGGGAUGCAUAUGCGACAGGGCGCCUUCACCAAAACCUUCACAGUCAGCCAAGGAGGGCUUGGAAAAGCAGUACUAUUUCACCGUCAGCUUCACCCAUGAAAACCAAAAGGCGCUGGAGUUACGCACAGAAGAUGUAAAGGACUGCGAUGAAUGGGUGGCGGCAAUAUCACACGCCAGUUACAGAAACUUGGCCAACGAGCAUGAGACUCUCAUGCAGAAGUAUCUUCAUCUGCUUCAGAUUGUGGAGACGGAGAAAACAGUUGCUAAGCAACUUCGACAACAGAUAGAAGAUGGGGAAAUAGAGAUUGAAAGGCUUAAGUCAGAGAUCUCCGGGCUGCUCAAAGACAACGAGAAGAUUCACAACAGCCCUGCAGCCACCCCAACCGAUGACGAUUCAGAAAUCAAGAAAAUCAAAAAAGUCCAAAGCUUCCUGCGAGGCUGGAUCUGCAGGAGGAAGUGGAAGACAAUCAUCCAGGAUUACAUCCGCUCGCCACACGCGGAGAGCAUGAGGAAGAGGAACCAGGUGGUGUUCAGCAUGUUGGACUCGGAGGCCGAGUACGUCCAGCAGCUUCACAUCCUGGUGAACAACUUCCUGAGGCCGCUGCGCAUGGCAGCCAGCUCCAAGAAACCGCCCAUCACCCACGAUGAUGUCAGCAGCAUAUUCCUCAACAGUGAAACUAUCAUGUUUCUACAUCAGAUAUUUUACCAGGGUCUAAAAGCCAGAAUAGCGAGCUGGCCAACAUUAGUUCUGGCCGACCUGUUUGACAUCCUGCUGCCAAUGCUGAACAUCUACCAGGAGUUUGUGAGGAACCACCAGUACAGCCUGCAGAUCCUGGCUCACUGCAAGCAGAACCGAGACUUUGACAAGCUGCUGAAGCAGUACGAGGCCAAGCCCGACUGCGAGGAGAGGACUCUGGAGACCUUCCUCACCUACCCCAUGUUCCAGAUUCCCCGCUACAUUCUUACGCUCCACGAACUUCUGGCCCACACACCCCACGAACAUGUAGAGAGAACCAGUCUGGACUACGCCAAAUCUAAGCUGGAGGAGCUUUCCAGAAUCAUGCACGACGAAGUGAGCGAGACGGAGAACAUCAGGAAAAAUCUGGCAAUAGAGCGCAUGAUCGUAGAGGGCUGCGAGAUUCUCCUUGACACCAGCCAGACGUUUGUAAGACAAGGGUCUCUCAUCCAGGUGCCGAUGACCGAGAAGGGCAAGAUCACCCGUGGGCGACUGGGCUCUCUGUCUCUGAAGAAGGAGGGGGAGAGGCAGUGCUUUCUCUUCUCCAAGCAUUUAAUCAUCUGCACCAGGGGUUCUGGGGGGAAGCUUCAUCUCACCAAGGUGAAGAAUGGAGUAGUCUCGCUGAUAGACUGCACUCUUCUGGAGGACCCUGAGGGGACAGAUGAUGAGUCCAAAUCAGACAAGAGCGGCCAGGACAUGGAGCACCUGGACUUCAAGAUUGUCGUGGAGCCGAAGGACACCCAGUCAUUCACAGUCAUCCUGGUGGCGUCCUCCAGGCAGGAGAAGUCUGCGUGGACCAGUGACAUCAGCCAGUGCAUAGACAACAUCCGCUGCAAUGGGCUGAUGAUGAACGCCUUCGAAGACAACUCCAAAGUCACAGUGCCACAGAUGAUCAAGUCAGAUUCAAGUCUGUACUGCGACGAUGUGGACAUCCGCUUCAGUAAGAUGAUGAACUCCUGCAAGGUGCUGCAGAUCCGCUACGCCAGCGUCGAGCGCCUGCUGGAGAGGCUGACCGACCUCCGUUUCCUCUCCAUCGACUUCCUCAACACCUUCCUGCACUCCUACCGCGUGUUCACCACCGCUGACGUGGUGCUAGACAAACUCAUCACCAUCUACAAGAAGCCCAUCAGUGCCAUCCCUGCUCGGUCCCUGGAGUUAUUCUUUGCCAGCAGUCAGAACAGUAAACUCCUGUAUGGAGAGCCUCCCAGCUCCCCCAGGGCCAGCAGGAAGUUCUCCUCCCCGCCUCCUCUCGCCAUUGCCAAGAAUUCAUCCCCAAACCGCCGGCGCAAGCUCUCCCUCAACAUCCCCAUCAUCACUGGGGGCAAAGCUCUUGACCUGGCUGCCCUCAGCUGCUCCUCAAAUGGCUAUGCAAGCAUGUACUCGUCCAUGUCCCCAUUCAGCAAGACCACCUUGGACAUCAACAAGCUGUAUGUGUCCAGCCCUGUCUCGAGCAAAAUCCCAGAUGAGGGAGAAGACAAGAAAGAUAAGGUGGAGGACACUCCCGCGAGCAAACAAGAUCUCUCCGUACGAGAAGAAGAUGACAAUGAUCAAAACCAGAGUGAUGACGGGGACCAAGAAUCCUCUCCCAUCAAGUCACCAACCACCCCGAAAAACGUCAAAGGCAAAAACGCCUCAGAGUUCUCCCUGUUUUCCUACAACAAUGGCAUGGUGAUGUCCUCGUGUCGAGAGAUGGAUAACAACCGCAGUGCCCUGUCUGCUGCCUCCGCCUUUGCUAUUGCCACAGCUGGAGCCAACGAGGGCACGCCUACCAAGGAGAAAUAUAGGCGGAUGUCCCUCGCCAGUACUGGCUUCCCAACAGAUCAGAGAAACGGAGACAAAGAGUUUGUGAUCAGACGAGCAGCGACCAACCGAGUCCUGAAUGUCCUGAGGCACUGGGUGUCCAAACACUCUCCGGACUUUGACAUCAACAAUGAGCUGAAGACUAAAGCUAUUUCCUUCCUGGAGGAAGUGAUGCAUGACCCCGAGCUGCUGACCCAGGAGAGGAAAGCUGCAGCCAACAUCAUCAGGACUCUGACUCAGGAAGACCAUGGUGACAAUCAGAUCACCCUUGAAGACGUGACACAACUGAUGGGAGAAGGGAAGGUCGAUCCCUUCGAGAGCCACUCCGCGUUGGAGAUCGCCGAACAGCUCACUCUGCUGGACCACCUGGUGUUUAAGGUCAUCCAAUAUGAGGAAUUCUUUGGACAAGGCUGGAUGAAGAAUGACAAAAAUGAGAAGACGCCGUACAUCAUGAGAACAACGAAGCACUUCAAUGAUAUAAGCAACCUUAUUGCCACAGAGAUCCUGCGCUGUGAGGACGUGGUCACUCGAGUGGUGGUCAUAGAGAAAUGGGUGGCCGUAGCCGACAUCUGCCGCUGUCUCCACAACUACAACGCUGUGCUGGAGAUCACCUCCUCCCUCAACCGCAGCUCCGUCUUCCGCCUCAAGAAGACCUGGCUCAAGGUUUCCAAGCAGACAAAGGCACUGAUUGACAAGCUGCAGAAGCUGGUCUCAUCAGAGGGGAGGUUCAAAAACCUGAGAGAGGCUUUGAAGAACUGUGAUCCUCCCUGUGUGCCCUAUCUGGGGAUGUACCUCACAGACUUGGCUUUCAUUGAGGAGGGAACGCCAAACUACACCGAAGACAGCUUGGUCAACUUCUCGAAGAUGAGGAUGAUUUCUCACAUCAUCAGAGAAAUCAGACAGUUUCAGCAAACAGCAUACAAGAUUGACCUGCAACCAAAGGUAGCCCAGUAUCUACUGGAUAACAGCUUUGUUCUGGAUGAAGAAAGCAUGUACGAAGCCUCACUCAGAAUUGAGCCUAAAGUGCCCAACUGAUGGGGAAGUUGGUCCUCCACAUUAUUUUCUCUGUUAAUAUUACACAUCAGUUAACAAACACAUCAACUUUUGUAUAGUUGUACAUGUUUAAGAUUUGCUCUUCUGUACAGUAGAUGUUUAAGGUCGACACCUUUCAGUGUAUAUUUUUCGUUUGUUACCGUUGCCAUGACGCCACCUGCUUUAAGGUUGUUUUUUUUAUUUAUUUGGGGUAUUUCAAGCAUAAUAACAGAGGUCCCUUUGCUUGCACACAACGGUGUCUUCUCAGUGACCAAUGACAUUAUUUUGCAUCAUCUCAUACUGUGUUGACUUUGCACUUUCUGAGCACUCGCGCUGCCGGCCGUUGUUCUCUUUGCUUGAGUUUAAUCGAUGACUGAGUUUCUCUGCAACCAAUGUAGCAUUGUAAAAAUGUAACUGCAUCAAAUCAGGUAAAAGAGCACAGAGAAUAUAUUGACGAUAGGGAACAAUGAUCAGUGGAGAUGACAGCGAGGUACCUGAAGCAUAACCAUCUCUGUGCUUCCCAAACCAAAACAAGAAGGAUUUCUUCAUUUCUGCUCACUAAAGUCAGAGGUUCCCAACCGUUUUUGUUUGUUUUGUUUACACUGGGGACCGUUUUUAUACUGACAGUGUCAUUGUGGACCAGCCCAAUGGAAUGAAACCUAAAGGCAAAACAAAGCUACUAAUACUUAUGAGUGCUCAAUGUGCUGAGGAUGAGAGGGUUACCUCACAUACUCAACAAAACUAAUAGUCUGCAGCCAUGCUAACAGCUCUGUGAGGCUUUACUUAGGCACAGCCAGUGUUGCCAGAUCAGAUUAACAGUUUCCAGCUCAAUCACAACUUAAAAGCCGCCCACUUCAAUAAAAAACAGCCCAAAUCAUAUCCUUGCCAGAAACCCGUGGAAAACUGUAAAACCAUACGAUGUGCAAAUGAAAACACAUCAUAAGCAUACAGAGCUUCAUAUCUGCAUCAAAUAACCAAAGAUAUAAAAUGUUAGAUAAAUAGGCUAUAGGAUCCCACAAAGAGUGCAGUCAGACAACUAAAUAUACAAAUUCCCCUGUCAAUGCCAAUGAUGAUAACAUCAAGUUAAGUAGCUCAUUCAAAUUAAAAUAAUAUGAGUUGACACAACAAAGUUUACUGAAUCUUACAUCCGUGUUUUUGGCCAUGAAAUGACAGCUUGUUUGGUAAGAUUGUUUCCACGAUAUUUUCAAAACCCAAAUGCUGAC